Messenger RNA from Porites evermanni, 2923 nucleotides. The record is from the annotation of a GenBank genome assembly. Lineage: Eukaryota; Metazoa; Cnidaria; Anthozoa; Scleractinia; Poritidae.
GAGUCGUGUCCUUUUGUGACGGAAAAACAGAAGUGCUGUAGGCUUCCGCUUGUGUACAACAACCGAACUUACACGGCUUGCACAGCCGAUGUCCCUGACAAAGACUGGAAGGAGCAAUGGUCGUCACCCUGGUGUUUCCCGGAAACGCCAGAAAAGGACAGAAGUACCAAGUAUCGUUGCUUAAGAAACAGUAAGUUGAGAGCCACGUUCAAAAGUUUCACUGCAAAGUUAUAAAUUUUUCGGCUUAACAACAAUAAUAUAUAGCACCUAUAAUUGAAAAAUUAUGGGAACUGAAUCUACAAAAAAAAUUAGUGUCCUUUUUUCUUUUGCGUCUCGAGGUAGUUCUUGUCGCUGGUUUCCAUAUAGCCGCCUUGAUCGCCUGUUAGCGCGGCUGCGUCUAUACUGGGAUAGACUGACUGACGGUUCAGUUUUGAUAAAAUCGCUUUUAAUGAUCUUUCAAGAUCGCACGAUCGCCCAAAUCAUCCCGAUGGAUUUCUAUAUCUACUCGGUCGUGACGGUAUUUCCAUACGAUCGUUUCGUAUGUAUCAAUAUUGUGGGAACGAUUCGGAUUAUCGAGAAGAUCCGAACAAUUAAUUGUGAAAUAAGUCUAACUCUAUUCCUUGCAGGUUAUAGUUGUGGCGGCACACGUACACAAGUAGCAGGAGUCAUUUCCUCUUCCAACUUUCCUCGCAACUAUAAACCCAACGUCACAUGUACCUGGAAAAUCACCGUUGCCUCGGCCAAUCAAAUCACGUUAAAUUUCACAGACUUUGAGUUACACAACAGUAGCACCUGCGAGCAUGCGUACGUACGGGUAUUUGAUGGACUCAACACUACCAGCCCCUCCCUAGGGAAAUUCUGUGGACGUGAAAUCCCCAUGGGGGUACAAUCCAGUGGAAAUAAGAUGUUGGUGGUAUUCAAAUCGUUUCGUGGAGAUGAAUACAGAGGUUUUCGAGCUUAUUACGAUUCCGGUGAGUAUUAACAAAUAAAUGUUUGCUUAUUCGUAUCCUUAGUGGUUGAUUAUCAAAGGGAAUUUUAAGGCCCGGCGUUGAACUUGGCAAACUUUCCUGGAAUUUUCUUCGCAAUUUUGUUGCGCUGUUGUCGGGACAACUGAAGUUGCACGAGAGGAGCCAGCUUUUCGACAAUCACGAUAACGACGUCGGGCGACAUAUUUAUUUCGGUUGUGACAAUGUAACAUCCAGCCAGGGGGAGCUUUGUGUCCAGCAGUUUUAGUGCAAACAAGGGUGAGUGGGUGUUGCUCAGCCUUGCGGGCUCACAAAACCCUACUUAGGUAGAUCUUAUGCCCCAUUCACACUAACUAAACUAAACUAAACCAGGUUUUAAAUAAUGAAAAACAGUCAUGAAAAACUGGAACACAGGGUUUCACACAGCAGCUUUUAUGAAGGAAAGAAAAUUCAAAGCGUGUUUAACUAAACAGCUUUUAAGUAUGUUUAAGCUUCGGUGUGAAUUGGGCUUUAUUUUGAAUUUGUGAUGCAACAGACAAUUUUUUUAACUCGUGUCGCAACAAAUUGCGAGACAAGUUGCAAGAAAAAAUGCCCAGUGUACCGAAGCCUUUAACUGAAUUUCCACCUUUACAGUUCCGGGGGAUGUUCUUCAACGAUAACACGGAUAACUGGGUCGAAGGCAAAUUCACGAGUACAAGAAUAAAAAAAAAACGCUCGAGAAAGACCUUCAGAACGGGGAACAGUUAAGGCUGCAAAAAGCGACUCUCAAAUAAGGCUACCGGACCUUGUUUCUCACUCUAUAUUUGGGAAACCACCACCGCGUAAGAGGCCAACAACAGAGUUCCCACAAUUCAUUGCAGUUAAGUGCCCUCUCUUUAAAGACCCAUUUGUGAGAAUUUUGCCGUGACAACCUUUAGGUACCACUUUAAAACCCAAGACGACUCAUCACCGAGCAUAUAGCGAUAGGAUUAGACCCUGUCAUUAAUUUUUUUCUGCCGCAAAAAAUAAAAGAGGAAUAAAAUAAAAAAGGCUACAUAAAAUUUAGAAACAACGAUCGAGGUUUGGUAACUAUUGAACAAAGACUUGUAAAGGCGGAAAUGAUCAAAGUAAAAAUACACAUUCCUCUACCUUAACUUGCUUCAGGAGACUGCAAUGUUCGGUCCUAUGGUGGCAAUGGCGGCGGAGAGUGCUGUGUUUUUCCAUUCACCUACAAAGGAAGAAUUUACAAUGAAUGUUCUCAAGGUGAUUCCACUCAUUUGGGAGCCCCGUGGUGUUCCGUUACGCCUAAUUACGACAGGGACGGCAAAAGAGGCUUCUGUGUCACAGAGAACGGUUUGUAAUUCUUAUGCUUAUUAGGCUUUUUUUGGUGUAACAAAAGGCAAAGUAUUCUAACUUCAAGGAAAUGAAAAAUGUCAACAUCUCUCGGUUAGGAGUCUAGUAGGGGUUGUAUCUCAAAGAACGAAAAGUAGCCAGUGUGGCUUACCCUUCGCCAGACCAAUUUUUCCUCAUCAAUUUAAUGAAAGAUGUGCGUAAUGACUCACAGAAUCAUAAAAAUGUUCAAUGUACUAAUUAAAGGUACUAAUUUUAGGACCGCUAUGUUACGUGUUCAUCCGAACCACGCCAUUUCCCGGGCAAAGGCAGUACCUUCAUUUCUUAGAACUUUCAAGAUCCUGAGUAUUGGUCCGGCCCCGGGAAUCGAACUCUCGACCUGCUUCUAAGCACUCGAGCCCUCUAACGAAUGAGCUAAUCCUGUCGCAGUAAUCUUUGUUCAACUUUGAACAGCAACAGGGCUUUUUUAAUGAGAAUUUUAUUUUUGUCAUCAUCUAGUACCAUGUGGUGCUGACAAGUUUGAAUGCAAAAAUCAUCACUGGUGGAAACAAUGCAUCGACAACAAGCUCCGCUGUGACGGACACGCGGAGUGCGCUGACCAAUCAGACGAGAUAAAUUGUCGUAAGUCC